AUGUUGUCUACAAAGCAUAAAAGUUAUACUGUUAAACAAAAACUUGAAAUUAUUUCAAAAUCAAAAGAAACAUCUAAUAAAGCUAUAGCAAAAAUAUAUGGUAUAAAUCACUCUCAAGUAUCCAGAAGUAUCAGUUCUGGAAGGAAAGCUGCAUAUCCUCUUGCAGAAAAAGCAUUAAGCCAAUAG
Molecule: messenger RNA, 186 nt
Organism: Dentiscutata erythropus
Lineage: Eukaryota; Fungi; Glomeromycota; Glomeromycetes; Diversisporales; Gigasporaceae
Source: the annotation of a GenBank genome assembly